Messenger RNA from Physcomitrium patens, 3372 nucleotides. Its product is annotated as vacuolar sorting protein 39. Gene Ontology annotation, biological process: intracellular protein transport; endosomal vesicle fusion; autophagy. Lineage: Eukaryota; Viridiplantae; Streptophyta; Bryopsida; Funariales; Funariaceae. Gene Ontology annotation, molecular function: protein binding. Gene Ontology annotation, cellular component: membrane; cytoplasm. The record is from RefSeq and is a predicted model, not a curated record.
CUGUUGCGGGAUUGAGCUCCGAUCACACGGCCCGGUGGAUGCAGGUUUUGUUUUAUCUUUUCCAGAUGUUGGAUGUGGCGAAGGGUUUCGAUUUUUCUGCUGAAGUAGAGGUUUCGCCAAUCGAAUUUGGUAUCGAUCCUCGUGACGCUUUUGAGGAGUUGAAGGAGAAGAUUCCAUCUGUACAUAUUGUUUUGGUAACAGGAAGGGACUGACCUAAGGUCUUGCCCUUGCUCAAGCUGAGCAUCAUGGUUCACAAUGCAUUUGAUUUGGUUCAAAUUCUGAAAGACUGUCCUGUGAAGAUCGACAGUGUGGGACUAUGGGGGUCCAGGAUUCUUGUUGGAUGCAUGGAUGGUUCAUUGCGAAUGUACGUGCCUGAGUUUAUGGAUAAUCCUACCUCAUUCAAGGAGCCUGAUCUAUCGUCUGGCUCUUAUAUUCUCAAAGAUACCCGAAUUGGUUUUGCAAAGAAAGCAGUGACGUCCAUGGAUGUCUUGCAAUCUCGUAAUCUACUGAUUACACUCUCGGAUACGGUUGCGGUUCAUUCCUUGCCAGAAUUUGACCUUGUUGCAUAUCUAACGAAGACAAAGGGUGCAAACUUAUAUGCGUGGGAUGAGCGGCGGGGGAUGCUGGCAGUUGCAAAGGCCAAGAGACUCUUUCUGUACAAAUAUGAUGGGAACAAAGAUUUCGGAGAGGUGAAAGAGCUAGCAGCUCCUGAUGUGGUCAAGUGCAUGGCCUGGGUUGGAGAUUCCCUAUGCCUAGGGAUCAAGCGCGAAUACGUCAUUCUUAAUAUCUCCACCGGCGUUAGUUUUGAUGUCUUUCCUUGUGGUAGACAUGCAAACCCGCUUGCAGUACCGCUUCCAAAUGGUGACCUAUUGCUUGGCAAGGACAACAUUGGUGUGGUAGUGGAUCACAAUGGCAAGUUGUCGCAUUCUGGUGAGGGCAACUUAAGCUGGUCAGAAUCACCUACCAGUGUUGUCAUUCAGCCACCAUAUGCCCUGGCCCGGUUGUCUCGUUUCAUCGAGGUAAGGUCGUUGAGAGCGCCCUUUGGGUUGGUCCAGACACUACCACUUCGUGAUUCACAUGUGAUAUUUGCUACUGAGGCUGGGAUUAUUGCUGCAUCUGACUACUCAAUAUAUCGCCUCCUGCCAGUUCCUAUUGGAGUACAGGUGGUCCAAUUGGCGGCUUCUGGAAACUUUGAGGAUGCUCUUGCUCUGUGUAAGUUGUUACCACCAGAGGAUGCUGCAUUACGGGUCUCUAAAGAGGACGCCAUACACAUUCGGUAUGGUCAGUACCUGUUUGAACAGCAGAAGUACACUGAAGCAAUGGAGCACUUCGCUGCAUCAUCCCUCGAUUUACCUACGAUUCUAUCUUUAUUUCCUAUGAUCAAGCUCCCAAAUGUCGGUGUGGCAAAGGACCUUCCAAACGUUAAAGAAAGCGAGUCUGGUGCUACUACUCCAAGAGGGUCACUAACGCCUUCCACGUCAGAGACUCUAGAGGAUACUGCAGUUGCAUUGCAAAGUCUUGCAUUAAACCAAGGGCUUGAUUCAAGACACAGAAAAAUUGCAUUGGGGGCUCUUGCAACUUUGUUGUUGAAGAAAAGGGGCUCUGUGAUUGCGCAAGCAGAGGCAGAAGAGACUGAAGCAGCAGUUGCUGCCAUGGUUGAGGUCGCUGGAGCUACCCACCGGCGAGUCAGAAGUGUUGACAAGCAUGCAGAGGUUGGAGAGGAGAGAAGCGCACGGAACUCGGGUGCCCGAGAAGUUGCAAUGAUUUUAGACACGGCCUUGGUGCAAGCUCUACUCUCUACUGAUAACUUAUCAAUGGCUUUGCAAGUGCUAAGUGGCCCAAAUUAUGCAGAUGUUGAUGCUUGUGAAGACGUCAUGCUUGAAGGUGGACAUUAUGCUGAGCUCGUCCAGCUCUACAAGAGUAAUCAUAAGCACCGGGAAGCUCUUCUUUUCUUGAACCGUUUGGCUGAACACCCCGAGUCUUUUGCUAUGCCACCAAAGAAUCCCGAGCAGUUCGGCCCCAAGGCCAUUGUUCAGUACCUUCAGGCACUAGACAGUGUAGAUCAUGACCUCGUAAUAGACUGCUCCCAGUGGCUUCUCAAAAGCCAUCCAGAGGAUGCACUAAAUCUAUUUGUUACUUAUGACCCACCUCUACCACCCUCAUUGGUGCUCUCAAAUCUUAAAAGCAAUGCACCAAACCUACAAAUUCCAUAUUUGGAGCAAAUCAUGGAGCGAAGACCAGAGACAAGAUCGCUGGAACUUGAGAAUGAACUGGUACAACUUUACUUGACUAAGGUGCUGGACGAGCGUGCUGAGCACAUGUCUCAAGACAAAUGGGAUGAGAAAAGUCAUAGUGAGGCUCGCCAGAAGCUCUUAGCUGCCUUAGAUUCGUCACGAUUUAAUGCUGAGAGGGUUCUACAGCGGUUGCCCGUCGAUGGUCUGUAUGAAGAGAGGGCCUUCUUGCUGGGUCGUAUGCGACAGCAUCGCCUUGCGCUUACACUUUAUGCUCACAAGCUCCAUGAAGCCGACUUAGCUCUAGCUUACUGUGAUCGUGUAUUUACUCCCACUGCUUCUGCCUUGCAACGAAACACAGCCUCGCUCGCAUCUUUGGCUUUGAGACCGCAACCGAAGGACCCAGCAGCUGCUAAUAUCUACCUUAUACUACUGGAAGUCUAUCUUAAGCCUAAAGCAGCAAUACAAGAAUUCGAUCGUUCUAUUGCUAGUCUUGCUCCCGUGAGAAAUACAAUUAAUCAACGAACCACCGCAGCGCCACGUGCCAAAGGCAUCAAGAAGAUUGCACAAAUUGAGGAUGAUGUUUACUUUGGGGGCCCUAGUACAGACAGUACACCAGAGAAUGGUCGAAGUGAAAGCGAAUCAGAGCCACUUGAGCACCAGAGUACUAUAGCAGAUGAAGGCAUAAUGCUUGAGGAAGCACUGACCCUUCUCAGCAAACGGUGGGAGCGUAUGGAUUGUGCCCAAGCUUUGCGCAUGCUGCCUUCUGAUACAACUCUUCAGAAAUUAAUAACGUUUUUGGAGCCCUUACUGUGCAAAUCGAGCGAAGCGCAUCGCAAUGGGUCGGUGAUCAAAAACUUGCGUAGAAGUGAAAGCCUCCAGGUUCGAGAGGAAUUGACGGAGUGUCGGAAGCGGAUGGUGCGAGUUACUACUGAUAGGACAUGCUCCAUUUGCCAGAAACGUAUUGGCAAUACUGUUUUUGCUGUGUAUCCAAAUGGAAGUUUAGCUCACUUCGUUUGCUUUCGCGAUCGCCAAAGCCCAAAACCAGGCGCCGGCUCAUAGAGCAUUAUAAAAUCUUCCUUUAAUUGUUUUGAACAAAUUCCAUCAUACUUUUAUAUAGUAGAUUUGACGUUGUAUAUUC